GUGGCCGCGGGUCCGGGCCGGAGCCUUGGAGCGGGAACCCGCAGCUCGGCGCCUGGACCGUGCGCCCGCUCCCUGCCAGCUGGAAAGAUCUCUUUCUCGCCGGUGCCCCCAAGCCUCGGUACCGAAUUCCGGCGGGGUGUGGACCCGGGACCCACGGUUCCCAGCGCGGCCAGGACUCCUUAGCGUGCGGGCGGCGGGGGACGCGGAGCUGCUCAAGAUGAGGAGAAGAGCGGGGCUUGGGCGGAGCCGUCCGUUCCCCCGGGUCUGAGCGCCCACUACCGCCUGGACGUCCGGGACGCACCUGAGGUUCGGCUAUGUGUGUCCGGUGACCCGGCGCGUGGGGAGCCCCGGACCUGGCACUUCGGGAGGGAAUGCUGGCUUGUUUUGAGUGACUUUGGGGAGUGUGAAGAAACCCCAAAAUGGAGGACUUUUCUACCAGGACCUACGGCACCAGUGGGCUGGACAACAGACCUCUGUUCGGAGAGACGUCGGCCAAGGAUCGAAUCAUCAAUUUAGUUGUUGGCAGCUUAACAUCCUUAUUGAUUCUAGUAACGCUGAUCAGUGCUUUUGUUUUCCCUCAACCACCUCCAAAACCAUUGAAUGUAUUUUUUGCUGUCUGCAUCUCUUUGAGUAGUAUUACUGCCUGCAUACUUAUCUACUGGUAUCGACAAGGAGACUUAGAACCGAAAUUUAGAAAUCUAAUUUACUAUAUCUUAUUUUCUAUCAUCAUGUUAUGUAUAUGUGCAAACCUGUACUUCCACGAUGUGGGAAAGUGAGGCUACUAAGGAAACAACACUUACGAGGUCUCUCCCAAGCUAUGUAUUAGGACUGUGAGUAAGAGCUGGAUGAAGUGUGCUGAAGAACUGACUGUAGAAGUCCCAUACGUGACUUUCAUGCUGAUUGUAAAUCUAAAUGCCCUCUUUCAGGGGAGACAUAUCAUAGAUCACUUGGUCUUUUUUUUUUUUUUAAGAAGUUGAUAUGGCACUUACACAUUCCAACCCUUAAAGCUCAAACAGCACAAGUACUUUUUACUUUUGAAAUUAAAAUUUUUUAUAAUGUAACUGCAUGGCGAAAGGCUAUGUAACAAACAAUCUUGCAUUUUAAGACAAAUAUUCUUUUAUUUCUGUUAAACUGAAUGUACAAUAUUGUUCCCUAGGCAACCAACUCUUGCUUUUAACUACAAUUUCAUUUUAUGUUAACAAAACACAGAUGGUGAAAAGACAACUUUGAUUGUGAAGAUCUAAUUACAAUAAUAAAUAAAAUAAUUUAUACAA
This is a messenger RNA of Artibeus jamaicensis (Jamaican fruit-eating bat), 1274 nucleotides long. RefSeq names its product transmembrane protein 243 (gene TMEM243). The record is from RefSeq and is a predicted model, not a curated record. Lineage: Eukaryota; Metazoa; Chordata; Mammalia; Chiroptera; Phyllostomidae. Bases 420 to 776 code for a protein of 118 amino acids. The transcript has 5 exons.